This is a messenger RNA of Thlaspi arvense, 303 nucleotides long. NCBI's taxonomy places the organism in Eukaryota, Viridiplantae, Streptophyta, Magnoliopsida, Brassicales, Brassicaceae. The record is from the annotation of a GenBank genome assembly.
AUGAAGUUCACAACAUUAAUACUCAUCACAUUCGUUAUCAUCGCCAUAUCAUCUUCUGUUCCGAUCAGAGCAACCGCCGUAGAAGGUUUUGGAGAAGAGGAAAACGUGUGUCAUCUGAUAAGGCUCUUGCCUUGCUUACCUGCAACAUACAUGGGACUACCUCCGAGUAGAGGUUGUUGCGACAGACUGAAGGUGCAGGAAUCGUGUCUAUGUGGCUAUAUAAAAAAUCAAGACUAUGGUAUUACUUCUCCAAAAUCUCGUUCGAUGUUAGAAGAAUGUAAGAUUCCUUAUCCCAAUUGUUGA